Molecule: messenger RNA, 1068 nt
Organism: Exserohilum turcica Et28A
Lineage: Eukaryota; Fungi; Ascomycota; Dothideomycetes; Pleosporales; Pleosporaceae
Exons: 1
Coding region: 1-1068 (355 amino acids)
Molecular function (GO): catalytic activity
Source: RefSeq, a predicted model, not a curated record
AUGCCGACCAUCCUCCGCGCCGCAGCAUGCCACGCAUCUCCCGUCUUUCUCAGCGCGCGCCAGUCAACAGACAAGGCGAUAUCGCUGAUCAAGCGGGCCGCCUCGUACAAGGCCAACUUGGUAGUCUUUCCCGAAACCUACAUCUCUGCAUUCCCCAUUUGGAGCUCGCUCCGCCCGCCGACUGAGAACCACCAUCUUUUCCAGCGCAUGGUGCAGGAGUCAGUCUAUGCCGACGGUGACGAGAUGGGAGCAAUCCGCGAAGCGGCGCGCGCAAGCGGUGUGUUGGUGAGCCUCGGCUUUAGCGAAAAAUCGCGCCAUAGUAACGGCUGCCUCUACAACUCGAAUCUCACCAUCGGGUCCGACGGCGGGGUGCUCGUGCAUCAUCGAAAGCUCGUUCCAACCUUCUUCGAAAAAUUGACAUGGAGUCCUGGAGACGGUUACGGGCUGAGGGUUGCUAGCACCCAGUUUGGGCGAAUCGGCACCCUCAUAUGUGGCGAGAACACUAAUGCACUUGCAAGAUACGCCAUGAUUGCACAAGCUGAACAGGUUCACAUUUCGACAUGGCCGGCAAUCUGGCCUACCCGGCCGUCACCGAAGAUCCCACCGAGAGCCAAGAGUGAUGAUCAGCCGACCACCCCAAGCAUCGUACAUGAGGCCAAUUACAAUAACGUCGCAGCCAACAGGACGCGCGUAGCAGCGCAUUGCUUCGAAGCAAAGUGCUUUGGUAUCGCCUGCUCUAGUCACUUGGGCCAAGACGCCAUUGAAACCAUCACUGACGGUGCGGGUCAGCCGGAUGUUGUAGCCAACACGUUGCGUACUGUCCCGCGCGCUGCAACCUUCUUCCUAGACCCUACUGGUGCCCCACUUCCCGCCUUCACCUACGAAGGCUCGGAGAAACACUACGUCGAAGCACUUCAGUCUGAGGAAGGUAUUUUGUACGCGGAUAUGAACCUAGACGACUGUAUAGAGGGGAAACAAUAUCAUGACGUUGUUGGGGGCUAUCAGAGACUAGACGUCUUUGAUCUCAAAGUCGACCGAUCCAGAAAAGACCCGGUAAGGUUUACAUAA